UACGGCGUUGGAAUCUUCUUUUGAUUGGACGCCGAUCAAAGAACACCAAAUAGUAAGACUUACUGUCAAUAACCUUUGACAUGUGUCAUUGCUUACGUGUCAGUCUUUCGGUCGCAAUCCGGGCUCAGCAAAUAGUACAAUUUAAAGCUUGUUAAAUAUUCCUAAAUUUAAUAAUAACGCCAUUACAUCGUUCAGUUAUAGUUUCCUUUUUAUGUAAGCAUAUGCGGCAGAUCCAAUGGAACUGCAAGCAUUGCUAGUGCUAUGCGGCGUUGGAGUGGCAGGGAUUGCAGUGCUGCUUCUUAUGGGCUUGUUUUCCACCUCGGGAACUAGCUAUGAAGAAGCUAUUGCUCAGCAGCGCAAAGCUACAAGUGAGCUACUUGCACUUGCUGAUGGCAAAAAUAAGAAUAAGAAGACCAAUAAGAAAGCUAAUAAGAAGCUAGCAAAGAAAGAGAGGAAUAAGGAAAUUGCAGCAGUGACAGGGAGUGAAGUUGAGAGUGAAGCACUGGCAGAGAGUGGUGCUGAUGAUGACUCCGUCCCGGCUAAACCUCACGUUGAAUUUUCCCCCCCUGUUGUGGUAGAAGUAGCAGCUGAUGAACCACCCCAGCUGGUUAAGAUCCGCAAACGCGGCAAGGAUCCUAAAGUAAAGCCAAUAUUAAUAAAUAAAGAGGAUCCGAGUUGCGUAAGCGAUCCGACUUCAGCGUCUACCAUCAAUGUCUCCAACCACUUUGAAGAAAUGCAACCCAAAGAUGAGUUCGAGUUGAUGCAAUCAUCACUUGUUGCCGAAAAAGUUCCCGAGAAGAAAGAAGAGGUAGUGGAGAAGAAAGAAAAGUCUAAGCAUGGCAAACAGAAGGCAGCUAAAACAUCGCCUGUCGAAACACCAAAAGAGGAGCAACGCGACAGAUCUGUUGAGGCACCAAUGGAACAAAGAAAAGCAAAAAAAACAGAGAAGAAGGCGCCAGUUGAAGUAGUGGAGGAGGUGGUGCCGCCGCUCAACCCGCCCCAACCGAGCGAGCUCACCACAGACAAGCUGCUCAAGCAGGCAAUACCCGCCCAGCCUGCCCCGCCCCAACCCGCCAAGAACAAGAAGAAGAAACACGAACAGAAUGUAUCGUCGCUCAUAGCGGCGGCAGGAGAGGGCGCGGCGGUGGGCGUGUCGGAGCUGGUGCGUGCGGUGCGCGCGGCGGCGCUCUCCCGCACCGAGGUCCAGAUACUGAUAGACGCGCUGCUCGACAGACACCACGAUCCCCUGCCGCAGCAUUCCGAUUGGACUGAGGGACCCAACGAUCCGAUGCAGAAGUUGAAGAAGCAACUGGCGGAGAAGGAGAAGGCUUUGGCGGAAGAGGUGGAGGCCUCGCAGGCGCUGCACGCCAAACUCAAGGAGCUUCGUACGAGUCUGAACGCUGAGCGCGCACGCUCAGCGGAGCUUGUGCGUGCGAGCGAGCAAGCGGCGACGAGCGGGCGCGCCGCCAUGCACACUCAGCAGGCGCGCCUGCAACGCCUCUUGGAGGACAACCGCGCACUCGCACAGGAAAAGAUCGUGCUCCAAGCGAAAUUGAGCGAGGAAGCUGAGGCCCAAGCGCAGCGAGUCCAAAUGGAAAUGCAUAUUCAAAGAUUGUCUGAGGCGGAGCAGACGCUGCUGGGUCAGCUGGGCGCGCUGCAGGCGGAGCUGCAGGCGCGCGUGGUCGACACCAGCCUGGCGCAGCAGCACGCCGCAGACCUCGCGCAGCAGCUGCAGGAGGCGCAGCGCGUGUGCGGCGAGUUGGAGCAGCAGCGGCAGUGCGCAGCGCACGCCGACCAGCUCGCCCAGCAGGAACUACGCGCCGAGCGGGACCGCCGCGCCGAACUUCAAAAUGAAGUGCAACGGCUCACGUCCCUGGCACAGAUAGCCGAGGCGGCCAUGGAGAAGGUGGAGGGUCUACAGAAAGAGAAAACUGAGCUGAGUAAGGAGGUGCGUGCGGUGCGCGAGCAGCUGGCGGGCGCGGAGAGCGAGCUGGCCGAGAUGCGAGCGAUGCGGGCGGCGCCUGCGCACAACGGCCUGCCCAACGACGACAAAGCUGCGGAGUUAAGUAAAGUGGAGAGCGUGGUGGCGACGCUGCGCGAGGAGCUGUCGGCAGCGCAGCGCAGCAGCGCCGAGCAGCAGGCGCAGCUCGCCCAGCUCCGCGAACAGCUGGCGAACCACGCCCGCAAGAACGACGAGUUGAGAACUAAAAAUUGGAAAAUAAUGGAGGCGUUACAAACUACCGAAAGGGCGCUGCAGGCGAAAUGUGCGGCCGCGCCGGCCCAAGACAUGCCUAACCAAGUUACAAAGGAGCAGGAGUCGAAGAUAAGCGAGGCCGUGAGCGUACUGAGCGCCGCGUGCCCGACCGCCGCGCCGCCCGCAGCCGCCGCCCCCGCCGCAGACUGGCUCCACACCUUCGCCAGUAACCUCAAGAAGGAGCUCCAGAAGAGAGAAGAGGAGAGGAAGCAACUCGAGGCGGAGCUCAGCAGCACGACGCCGAAGACUGAAGUCAAAAAGCAGCUCGAAGACAUGCAGAAGACGAUCAGAGAGAAGGAAUCAGAAAAGAAACAAGUAGAACAGGAAAUGAGGAGGAAGCUACAGGAAAAAGACGAGGCUAGAGUGAAAUUAGAGACUGAAUUGAGAAAGAAAAUAGAGGAGAGCGAGAAAGCUAGUAAAAAAGUAUUAUGUGAAAAUUCGAGUACAGACAACUCUCGGGUCACAGACCUGCUAGCACAAAACAAGCACCUGCAGAGUCUCGUGGACAAGUACAAGAGGGUUAUCGAUGAUACAGAGGGCGUGCUGAGCCGGCUGCAGGCGAACGUGUCGCGCGAGGAGCAGCGCUGGCAGCAGCUGCUCGCGGACAAGCAGCGCGAACUCGACCUGCUGCAGCAGACCACCGUGCUGCAGCUCCAGAGCAAGAUCGACACAUUGGAAGCUCAACUAAAGCAGGCACAAAAACCUAACCACAUAAACAAUUUUACAGACUCUGAAAGAAUCGCACAGGAGAAACUGAUGUCAGUGGGACUAACUGAAAAACUUGAUGUUCACAAUGGUCCAUUAGCGGUCGGCAAAUAACAAACAGACAACGUCUGCACAAAUUGUGAGAUAGAAAUACAGCGGCGGUCGCACGGCGCGCGCCGGUAGCGCCGCCCGCCCCGCCCCUAGAGGCUAUCACACCAACUUCAUGCGUGAAAACUUGCCAAUUAAAAUUUAACCUUACGCACGCUAAAAAUAAGAUUUGUGUAAAGUUUAUUCGUCCGGGCAUCACAAGAAUAAACUUUGCUUAUAUUUAGUACCGUCUGCCGACGCGCGACCGUUGAAUUCUAUUUGACAUGUAUUGAAGCACGUGGACUGAUGUGAGCCGCUAAGUAACCGCCACUGCCGCAGUGAUCGCAUACAAAGUUCAAAUUUAAAGUCGCAGUAACCCAGUUGUUCGACCCCACACAAAACCGAUGUUCAAAUACUAUUCAUUGUAAAGAUCGAGUAGGUGUGCUACUCUUAAAAUAAUAAAUCAGCUUAUAUAAUUAUUUUUAAGUCAAUGCAAUUAUAACAUAUUAGUUGUAUCAUAGUUAAAAUGCUUUUAAUGUAAGUAAAUCGUAUCAAUUGAUUUUGGUAACGACUUACUUUAGCAUAAUUGUAAAAUCGA
This is a messenger RNA of Aricia agestis (brown argus), 3644 nucleotides long. RefSeq names its product ribosome-binding protein 1. The record is from RefSeq and is a predicted model, not a curated record. Gene Ontology annotation, cellular component: endoplasmic reticulum membrane. Bases 236 to 3073 code for a protein of 945 amino acids. NCBI's taxonomy places the organism in Eukaryota, Metazoa, Arthropoda, Insecta, Lepidoptera, Lycaenidae. The transcript is spliced from 21 exons.